ACGAUCCACCAGAUCUUACAAGGGGUUUGGGUUGGGAAGUGAAAAAUGACCUAGAGGACAAUACCAAAUUGAAGGAAGGUAAAGGACAGUUGAUAAAAUAUGCUAGGAUUUAUCUGCUAGGAGACACACCUCUGUCACAAGUCUUCUAUGGAUGCAUAAUGGAUGGAACCUACUGGGUUUUUGUGAAAAUCACAUAUGACUAUGACAAGUGCUGGUUCGAGUUUGAAAAGAGCCAGCUAUAUAAAUGGAGUGUGGAUACAGCUUUGCUUAUUGCUGGCUUAAUCAAUCUAUAUCAUACCCAAGUCCUGCCUGCUUCUGGUGAAAAACAGGACUAUCCUGGUAGAGAUGACAAGAAUCAGGGAUGUCAAGCAACUGCAUCUUCAGUCUCUCCUGAAAUGGUCUUAGCUGAUCUAAUUAAAGAAGGAGUGUCUAUCCAAACUGACUUUGGUGAAUUCAUUCAAAUGCAGAUCAUAUCACAUCUUGGAACUGGUCGUGAUAGCAUUAUUUUUUUGGCUGAAGCACUUGAUUAUGGAAUUAUGCAAGCUGUUUUGAAGAUUGAAGUACCAAAAGACACGAAUUUUUCUCAGCUUUCCCAAGAAACAAGAGUAUUGCAUGAACUAGAUGGCCUUGCUUGUGUUCCAAAGAUUCUGUUUGAAGGUUGGAUAGGAAGCUUCCGGACAGUCCUAAUGGAUUUUGUUGGACAACCCUUAGAAUCUUGGAUUACUAACCAUAGUAUGAAUACCUGCAAACUUCACCAGUUGAUACUAGACCUCUUAUCAUGUUUGAAGGAAAUUCAUGCCCAAGGUUAUGUGCAUGGUGAUGUGGCUGUGUGGAAUAUUAUACAAAGAAAUGGACAUUUCUAUCUCAUUGAUUAUGGCUUUGCAGGAUUAUCACAACUUGUGCUUGACCCCUAUGAAGCAGUCAUUCAAGAUUAUGUAGGAUUGUGUGAAACCAUUGGUGUUAUCAAAUUUGGAAGAAAAAUGUCAUUGUCAAUGUUAACAGAUAAGUUAGAUGGAGAGAUGAAACGAUUUGUUACAUUUGUUAAGAAUGCACACAGUAACAGAUGA
Molecule: messenger RNA, 1067 nt
Organism: Paraglomus brasilianum
Lineage: Eukaryota; Fungi; Glomeromycota; Glomeromycetes; Paraglomerales; Paraglomeraceae
Source: the annotation of a GenBank genome assembly